Molecule: messenger RNA, 11031 nt
Organism: Nilaparvata lugens (brown planthopper)
Lineage: Eukaryota; Metazoa; Arthropoda; Insecta; Hemiptera; Delphacidae
Exons: 24
Coding region: 247-4830 (1527 amino acids)
Source: RefSeq, a predicted model, not a curated record
UGCUAAGUGCUCGCUGUAACAGUGUACUUUGUGUUUCUUGUAUGAUGUUAGUUCAAUUUUUAAUUAUUACUAAUUAUUCCUCAUUCAAAGAGGAGUAAAUUUCCAAAGUAAUGAAUCAAAAAUAUAGAAUACAUCUAUAUUAGGCCAAACAUUUACCAGUAUUAUGAACAUUGAUUGUGAUUUCAUGUCACCCAAAUUAAGAGAAAUGCAGUGGCAGAGAAUGAUGCCGGGGUUCACUGCCCCACGAUGAGUGAGCUGCAAGCCACUGUCGAGUUCUCUGUUGAGCUCUACAAGUUUUACAACGUUGACCUUUUUCAAAGAGGAUUCUAUCAAGUCCGAGUAGCGUUACGCGUAUCUCCCAAGCUACCGGUGAAAAUUGAAGUCACCUUACCUAGGAAUCAGAGAACUGAUUUAGUUUUCCCAGCAUGCGUUGUGAAUGGUUCAGGAGUUAGCAAGACUUUUCAAAUACUCUAUCGAAAUGAAGAAGUCUGUCUCGACGAUGCUAUUAUGUUCAGGGCGCAUCUACUCGUCGACAGCCAUAAGAUCGAAGAAGCCCUGGAACGCGCCGACUUUGCGCUGUCGGUCGAGCUGUGGUUCACGGAUCAGACAUUCGGCUGCGCGGACCCGUCGCUGGCGGGCGGCGGUGGAGGUGGCGGCAUUGGGGCCGGGGGUGGUGGAGGGGGUGGCCCUCCCGCCCCCACCAUCGCCUGUGUCAGCAGCCGUCUCCUGCAGUUGUGUGGCUUCUCGGCGACCCGCGGCCUCCACUACCAUCUGCCCGUGCUGUUCGACUACUUCCAUUUGGCUGCCGUCACACUAACCGUGCACGCCAGUCUGGUCGCCCUGCAUCAGCCCUACAUCAAGAAAAGCAUAUUGCAUCUUGUUCAAAGCUGUACACCAAGAAGUGGUAAAACAUGGUUGGGAAACUCUCAAAGGCUAAACUUCCGUCAAUCACAGUCUACCAUGGAAACUGUCUUCUUCGGAAAUUUGUCGGGAAGCACAAGCAGCACCAAAUGCGUGAGUUCGUCGGGAGGCAGCGGACAACGUCUGGCGCAUGCGCGUCAUGUGCAUCGCGAAGUGUGCAGUCUGCUUCUGUCGGCCUACGAGACACUGCAGGCCACUCUGCACGAGUACACACGGUUACUGCCCCCGGCCUCCGCCUCCGCUGCCGCCUCCACCGCCCCCUGGAACCACCCCUUGGGGGGCGGCGCCAACGGCACCAAACCUGACUGCUUCCAGCGGCUCACUGAUCUCAGUGAUCUUGCUAAAGAUGGCCAUCGAAAUCUGUUGAACGCUUUGAGUCAGCGGACAGCGAAACUUCGUUCAGAAGGACAUUGGGACAGACUUAGGAUGGUGGAAGUGGAGGAAGAAUUUGUUGCAUUGGCCAACAGUGAUAUUGCUCAGUUAUGUGCGGAGAAUAUUCUUCUCUGGCAGCGAUUUCUUGAAGCCUUCUCCUGCAAGGAUCCCGUUCACCAGCAUUUGGCAAGACACCAUCAUCAUCUAAGGGUAAAACGGUUUGCUGAGGCGUUUUUUGUGCUGGACAAUCCUCGACAAUCAGCGGCUGGCUGUUACGACCAGAACUAUCAGAACUACCUUCAGGUGACAGAGAUGGCGCGCCGCUCACGCUACCUGGCCGCACUUCCGCCGCUGCCCGUGCACUGCGCCGACCUGGACGGCGACCUGCACUCGCUGCCCGUCAUCUUCGAGGACCAGUACCAGGAGGUGGCCGAGUUUGCGCGCCGACGCUCGGUCGCCGGUCGCAAGGCUGGUAGUGAUCCGUUCCUAAAUACAUGCGGAGUGAGCGAAUCCAGCAAGGUGACCGUUGAAGGGCAGGAAGAUUGCAGCUGUGGAAUAGCCGCCAUUUUGGAAUCCAGAACACAGCGUCAAAUUAACCAAAGCAAACUGUCGUCGGGCGUCACCUCAUUGUCUUUCGUGAACGGUGAGAAAGUGCUGAGACCGGGAGGCAUUCUGGAGGCGUCUGUGAUAUUGGCGCCACAGGCGAGACACAGCAAAUCAUUGGACCAAUUACUUCGUGCUCAGCCAUCUGACACCCUCCAUCCCCAUCCCCACAAUCCACUGCCCAUUUGUCUAACUCAACCUCUCAAAAGAGAUUCAGGCCAAACUCACUCGAUAGUCGACUCGUCCACACUGCCAACACGCGGCCCCAAAAAGCAGGCGCCCAGCAAUGCGCUCUACCAGGGCGGCGCAGUCCUAGACAAAAAGGCGGCCGACUUUUUCACACUGCCACUGCCGCACUCACACACGCAUGCGCACAAACCAAACGGUCAGCUGACCAACAAACCCCCUCCACACCACAACCAUCAUCACCAGAAACGAACCAAAGACCAACAUUCCAACAAUCAUCACUAUCAAGCCCACACGCUGCCAAGCAACAGGCGCGGCGACAUUGCUACGACGAAAAAAGUGUCGCCGCGUGACGUCAGUCUGUCGUUCUCGUCGCCCGACUACAAGCGGAACGGAUCGGUGGCGAAGGAGGACGAUGUGCCUAACAAACGUGGUGCGAGGAGUGUCGCUGACAAGAAUUGUGUCAAAUCCAAGUCGACAACAAAAGACGGCGGCGACAAGCGAGCGGGCGUUCACAAGCGCAACGGGGUGACUGCGGCCGCAGGGGGUACGGCGGGGGUCGACCUGCUGAACGGCAGCGGCAGUCAUCAGUCGCCGUCGACCACCGACUCAUCAUCCUCCUCUAACGGCGAAUCGUCGCCGUUCGCUGCGUCGGCCGUCGUCCGUAACAGCGCCAGUUGUCCGCACAAGUUGAGCAACAUGUCCGGCAACAAGUUGAGCAACAUUUCUGGAAACAAGUUGCUCAACUGUUGUCCACCUCCGCCGCCCCCCGCUACCAUUCGUCACUCGUCCAGCACAGCAUCAAUGCCAACCAACGCGCAUGCGCAGAAACCGCUGUCCGAGUCGCCGCAGUGCGCUGUUGCUAACUGCAGCAGCGAGUCGAUGCCCAACCUGGCAACAGUGGCUGGCGCCUUUCCCCUCCCCCCACCACCUGACCUACCAAGAGUGACGUCAUCACGCUCGCCUGCACAUGCGCACUCAGUGACGUCACGUUCUCCUGCACAUGCGCACUCAGUGACGUCAUCUACACAUGCUCACGCGGUGACGUCAUCAGCGCAUGCGCACUCGUCGUCGGAAAGCGAUAUCACCAGUGAGCAGAGUGGAUGGGUGUCCAGUCAUCGUUCAUCGGAUGCGGCAUCGUCCAGUGGUCAAGUCAGUCUCACAGGCAGCGAACUGGGCACCCAGCUGCGAGCCCGCCUGGAGGCGUUGGUGAAUGCGGGUGAUGUGCCCGUUGUGGAGUCUUCUGCCACUCCCACCCCCACGCCACCCCCACCCCUGGAGACAGAGCAGCCCGCUGAUCAAGAGGAGGACGAGGAGGAGCCAACUGAGAUGGAGGGUGACGAAGAGGAUCAGCAACACCAGUAUGAGGAGGUCCGGCUACCGCCUCCGCGCCAAUUCUGGGACACACCGCCUCCGCCGGAGCCGUUCCGCGACCCGCUUCCUCCUCCGCUGCCGCCACCUCCGCUGCAGCCGCCGCUGCCCGUCGACAACCUGCUCUACCACAUGUACGAAACGGUGAAGGACGAGGUGAUUAGGGAGAAAGGCCGACGGCUGACGCACAACACCGUCGAAAGGGACGUCGAACGCCGUCGUCAGGCCAAGAUCAAGCGACAGCAGCUUAUUUCGGCGGCAGCUGCUGCUGAGAACUCUGCCGCUCAGGCUAACAACAGCUACCUUGAUGCGAUGGAGGGGAAUGGAGUAACAUCAGGAGCAGGGGACCAGGAAGAGUCAUGUGACUGCUAUCAGGAGGACAAGCUGUGCCAGCCGAGGCUCAUCACGCCCCUGGUAGACGACUCUGCCACGUUCCAAAAGUCUAAGGACGAGUUCAAACGACAGAUGAACUUUACCGGCAUGAUUUACAGCGAUUUUCCGACGCUGGCGUCAACCCUGCCCUACUUCCACAUCAGUGACGAGCACCGCAUGUUCUCGCCCGAGGGCGUGCAUCUGAUCGUAUGCGUGCACGGCCUAGACGGCAACGCGACCGACCUGCGUCUCAUCAAGACCUACCUGGAGCUGGGUCUGCCCGGCGCUAACCUCGAGUUCCUCAUGUCCGAGCGCAACCAGGGUGACACCUUCAGUGAUUUCGACACCAUGACUGAUCGACUUGUCGGCGAGAUACUGUACCACGUCGACGCCUGCGGACUCAAUCCGGCCAAAAUCAGUUUUGUCGGCCAUUCGCUCGGGAAUAUCAUUAUCAGAGCGGCAAUCACCCGGCCGCAAAUGAAGCACCUGCUGCCGCGUCUGCACACAUUCCUGUCGCUGAGCGGCCCCCACCUGGGCACCCUCUACAACAACAGUGGCCUAGUCAACAUGGGCAUGUGGUUCAUGCAGAAGUGGAAGAAGUCCAGUUCGCUGUUGCAAUUGGCACUGCGUGACGCAACUGAUGUGCGUCAGACGUUUCUCUAUCGGCUGAGUCAGCGCUGUCAUCUCAGCCACUUCAGGCAUCUGCUGCUCUGUGGUUCCAGUCAGGACCGCUAUGUGCCGCUGCAUUCUGCGCGCAUCGAACUGUGCAAGGCUGCUGUCAAAGACGCCACCGGAUUGGGUUCGGCUUACCGCGAAAUGGUGCAGAACAUUCUGUACCCGAUCAUGAGCAAGCCUGAGGUGACGCUGGUACGGUACGACGUGCACCACGCACUCCCCAAUACGGCCAACUCGCUCAUCGGCCGUGCGGCGCAUAUUGCCGUUCUAGACAGCGAACUGUUCAUCGAAAAGUUUCUAGUCGUCACCGGCCUCAAGUAUUUCCGAUAGACAUGCAAAGAGCCCGCGUAAUAGAGCACUAGAGAUACAGUUGGCCGUAAACGCACAUACAGAAUGUCACGCGAAUGGUGUAACAGCCGAAGACCAUGGAUUUUACGUGAAAUUUGCAACAAAAAAGGUCCAGUAAAAUUUUCUUGUAUCGACCUCAUUUUUCAAGAUAUAUCGAUUAGAUACAGAGUGUAAGGUGUAACAGCCGUAGACCAUGGAUUCUACAUGAAAUUUGCAACAAAAAAGGUUCAGUAAAGUUUUAUUAUAACGACCUUUGUUUUCGAGAUGUAUAGAUUUUUCGAUAUUUUUGAAAUGGGCUUACUUUCAGACAUUAGAACGACAAUAACUAGAAAACUAUCAGUCAAAAUGUAAUUCCAAGGAUAUGGUUGGAAAGGAAAGGGGAUGUAAUCUCCAAUAAUAAUUAUUUAAUUUGGCCCCUUAUUUGACGUUUUUGAACUUUUUAUGAGCGUUUAAACUGUUUGAAAUUUGGCUUUGAACUCGACGAAUGCACUUUUUUCAACUUUGAACGCUCAUAUUGAGUUCAAAAACGCUUAAGAAACGAACAAAUUAUAUGAAUCAUAUUAGAAAUUUCUUCCUCUUUCCAACCAUAUCCUUAGAAUUAGAUUUUGACUUCGUCGAGUUCAAAGCCAAAUUUCAAGCAGCUCUUUAUUUUUUUCAGGGUAACAAUAUUUCAAUUAUGGAAAAAUAUUUUAUAAGGCUUCGAAUAAGUAUAAACGUGUUAGAAAUAUUGACGUUUUAAUCAGGUUUAGUAGGCCAAUUUAAAAAAUCGAUAGUCCUCGAAAACUAAGGUCGAUAUAAGAAAAUUGUUGUUGCAAAAAAUGUAAGACAUUCUUGUUGCAAAUUUCAUGUACAAAUCAUGGACUUCGGCUUCUAGAACUUUCUUGGGACACCGUUUCUAUCAGCUGGUGGUUUAUAGUGGAUGCGACCUAGAUUAGGUAGGUAGGUAGGUACUUCUUGUAAUCCUAGAUUAACGAUAUGGCCCUUGGAGUGGUAUACUAUCUAAAACUAUACGUCAAUUAUUUCAUGAGCGUCCUGCGUGUCAAACUACAGAAAAUAUAGCACAAGUAUUCGAUAAAUACAGUCCUAAGAUUUCUCUAUCUUAUUACCGGUACCCACGUAAUACGUACUACUCCUAAUCUUGUGUGGGUAGCAACCUUAAAAAAACUCUUAUUUUAUGUUAACGCGGGAAUAUUUAAUAUUUAAACUUUGAUCAUUUAUUUUAGAUACCGUACUCAAUUUUUAUUAUUAUAUUGGAUAUCAGUUACCCUGAUACCUUAGUAGAUUUCUAUCACUAUAUUGGUAUUUCAUUUGGGUACAAAAGUAUAGGCCUAACCUGAUCCAUUAAUUAGCGGUUAAUCUCACUUUAAAGUUUAAUAGACAUAUGUGGAAUCGGGCCACCGUUUGUUUAUUUUUUUGUUAAUCUUAAGAUUAUUUUUUAAAUGCGGAUGAUGCCCACAUGAGAUUUUCUCAUGUGCGUGGGUAAUGAGAAGUGUGUGGGUGAUUUUAUGAGAUGAUCAAACGUCCAUGCUUAUCGGCGGGAUUCGAACCUACGAACAGGUAGCGCUAGCUGAAGAGUGUAACGCCUUAUAGUCGUCUCAGAUAUCCUAGUGUGGCUACUUUUGUUGGAUUGUGAAUCCCUAAUCAACAUUUUAGUAAUGUACAUUUUUGCUAAUAAGCAAUUUAUCUCAGUUACUAGCUGAUAUAUUUCUAUUCAAUAAUAUUAAGUUUGAUAUAAUGAAAGUUCCGCUUAGAAAAAAGUACCCAAAUAUGGUGAAUGCAUUUGGGGGCAUCGAUUGUGUCCAAUUUGCAGGCCUCCUUAAGCUGGGAUUUCGUUUGUGAGUAAAUGCCGUCGUCGACCACGACAGGGCGAGGAUCUCAGAUUGGGUAGAUUUCAAUUUGUCUAAAUAACCUAAAAUAUUGUGUGCUCUGAACAAAGCUCAGGCUAGAGCUACCAGAGGACUGUAAUUUACUAUUCAAAUAAUCAAAUACAAACAAGGGGCAAAAUUUAAUCUUCAAUUUGAGCCAGGUUAUUGUACAGUUAAACUCUGCAUUAAUAAACAAUAAAAAGGAGCAAAAACUCACCAGAUUGAAUCCAAUCUUGUCUACUUGCCCUUCGAAGCCUUUAUUAGGUGUUUUGAUCAGGUUCAGGGUGGGAUGAAAUCUGGGAAUAAGACAGGUUCUGGCUUCUGGGCUGUCUUUUCGCGUUGAUUCUGUGUUCAACUUGCAGGUCAUACACUGUGUUUCGAACAAAGCUCAAACUGGAUUCAUUAUAAAUUCAAAUCUGAUUCAAAUUAAUUCAAUUCAACACUAUUUACGCUGUUAUAUUCAUAAUUCACACACACUACACUCAAACAAUUAUUUACAAGAAAUUUCCGAUCGAAAUUACAUGACAAAAUACAAAUUCGGUCUUGCACAACAACGGGGUGACUAGACAAGAUAGACUGGGGCUUUUAACAUUGACAAGGCCAAAACAGCUGGACGGUCUGCGCUGGCGCACACAAGCCUGCUAUUGGCAGAACUGCAGUCUGGCAUUUUGGCGCUACAGUUCGAAUUCUCUGGCCAGACCAUUGUGUUUAAUUAUGUUUUAAUGGGGGUGGUUGAGUUUAUAAUUUUAAAUGGUAAAUGUUUAUAUUAUUAAUGUUUGAUUCUUGAAUAAUAAACAGGAAUAAACAAAAGUUAUUUAUUUGAUCAGCUGUUUUAGCACACUUGAAAUUUAGACAAUUUGAAUGUCAACAAUGCUUGUCGCGUCGACUGCGGAAAUUUACGCACAAACGAAAAUGCACCUUUAUUAGAAGAAAUAUGAUAUUAAUUUUAUUAAUAUAGAAUUUUUCAUACUGGGAAAUCUCACAUUUUAAUAGGCUACCGUACAGGAAAUAACUACAGUACACAAUUGCCAACCCAGUCUGCUACGGUAAAAAUCAUAAUUUGAAUGAAUAACUAAUUAAUCGAAUUUAGGGACAGUACACCCUGGCUCGGAUUAUAUAGCCAGUAUAAUAAGUAUUAUUGAAUGCAUUUUAAUUAUAGAUGGUUUAUAUUGAUGAUUUUCUAUUGGCUCAGUGAUCACGAAUAUUAUUCCUUGAAUGACUUUUAAGCUAAGCCAACUCUGUAUGUGUCUAGUGCUUUGUUAUCAACUCUUUGCUCAACUCUAGUCCAGUCGGCUGGCUGUGGAACCUUUUGUCAAGCUAUGAGAAUUGGUAGUAGUGGAUCAAGAAUUAUUUUAAAUUGAAAACUGAUCUCAUCCAUGUUAUGUAACAUAUUUCGUGCCAGUUUCAACAUUUAAAUUAUUGGGUUAAAGAAAGGAGACGGGGCCGCGCUACCUGUACACUGGGAUAUUGUUCCAAAAAGGUUCAUCCUCCAACUCUCGACUAUCACACUCUAUUGUCCUCUCAAUCCGCUUCAUUACCCUUAUUAGUGGCCGGAGUGGCCUCGUCUGCUUUCUUGAAGGCAGUUUCAGCUGGUAGGGACUCAACUAUUACUUUCCACCUUACCUGUUACUUGUAUUCUCACUUUAUUAUUGAAUCUAGAUCAGUAUUCAAGUACUUGUUAUUCAAUUAUUUUUAAUGGUUCAUUUUGAUGAAACUCAACUUGCUCACAAGCUGUAUACAGACUAACUUGAGUUACAUACAAUUCGUGGUUACACACCACGUGCGCUAUUCAUCAGCUGAUGAUAUGCGUAUUAUAUUAUUUAUUUGUAUGAAUAUACUUAUCAAAUAAUUCAAUAUAAUGUAUAGUAUGAUAAUUAUAGCAUCAGCUUAUGGAAAGCGUACGGCGUGUGUUCGUGGCACAAGUCUUCUUAAAAAAUCUUUAUAAAAAAUAAUACGUUCUUAGUUUGACUAAAUUUGUACUUAUAAUCGAGAGUAAUGUGUGUGUUUUUCCAAUCAAUGUAGGCUACCACUGGUUUACAGCUGAAAAUGCCUUUAAGUAAUCAGACUGGGCCACCAAUUUAUUCCUCGGAGUGGAAUCCUUAACAAUAGACCACGAAAAUGUCGAAACUCAUUAACAAUAGGCGACCACUAAAGGGUCAUUAGAACUUCUACCUGUUCAUCCAUUGCUUUCGGCGGCCCCGUCUCCUUUCUUUUACCCAAAUUAUUAUCUAAGUAGUGGAACAUUUUGUAAUUCGAAAAACAACUUCAUCUGUCAUGUUUGCUUCAUUGUUAGACAAAGAGGAAACUAAUCGAGUAUUCCGCACUGUUUUAUUUAUCUAGUUUCAACUAUCUCUCUUGAUUUUCUGUCUCCGUCAGUUACACAGCUUGUCUGAGUUUUCCCUCUUUGUCUAACAAUGAAGCAAACAAGACAGAUAAAGUUAUUUUUCGAAUUACAAAAUUUUCAUUAUUGAGAUAAUAAUUUAUUUGUUGAAACUGGCAUAAAAUAUGUUAUAGUUAUUUCUGUUAAAAUCAUGAGUCAUGGUUAGUUGAACAAAACAGGUUAACUGAAUAAAAAGUACUUGAUAUUGUCCAACAACAGAUUUAUUAAAUUUCGGUUGUUACACCAUUAUUAAUCUCGGUUAUCUGAGUUUCGAGACGACUGCAUCUCACUUUUAAUAAAUCUGUGCUAAUGUCUAGUCUUCUUAUUCACUAUGAUUAACUACAACAAUAUCUUCACAACUUAUCUACUGUGUGUUGUUAAAAUUGGAAUUAUUGGAAUAGGAAUAAAUUGGAAGACAAGCAGUUUUGGGUUUGAGCCUGUUUAUCAUUUCCGCAAGUUAAAGAGUACUAUAGAGUUAUAUAUUAUUUAUUGUAAUAAAUGAAUAGAUCAUCAGAAAAAGAUAGGUUAAUCUGACCACUGCCCAACCAAAUACACCAGUUAACUUUUUUGGUCUGGUCAAAUUAAACUCAAUAAUGUUAAUUGUAUUUUUUCUUUAGGGCUAAUUUUAGUAUAAAUAUUAAUAUAAAUCUCAUUCCCCUUUCGAAUUAUUUUGUCACAACAUAUUUUGGACAAAAUAAUUUAAAAGGGAAUAAAGAUUUAUAUUUUUAUUCAUGUUGAUUAAUUUACGGUUUGGUACUGUGUUUUUGAGCCUUAAAUCUAAAACAAACUAAGUUUCUAGUAACUGGUUUCCCAGUACGAUGUAACCUGCCUUCACACAGUUUGUUAGACCUUACAUUUCUCGUAAUUAAAAAAAUAAUAACUUUACAAGUGGAAAUAUUUCAACUCAUAGAAUAAUCGAUUAAUGGUGGACGCUAUCAUUACAUAACUGUGUUUAUAUUUUAUAUAAAUUGUGUUUGAUGAUAAUAAUUUAUGAAGGCGAAACGAUACUUGUUUUCUUCCUUUUAUGUUUUUCAAUAUUGAGAGUUUCAUGUAAUUCAAUUUUAUCGUAUAAAAUUGUGUUCAAUUAAUCAAUACAAACAAGAAUGGAUUCAAAUUCAAUCUCAGAUAAGCUAUCACUUCUUUGUUGAAUGCUUCGAUUCUCUUUUCAUCUGGAAGUUUUCUGUAAUAACCCAAAAAUAUAGAUUUACAAAGCCAUUAUGGAAAAAGUGAAAAUUUAAUAUUAUUUCCGCAGCCGAUCUCAUAGCUAAAUGCUCAAUACUAUAACAAAUUCGCUGAUGACAAAGGUUUUCGCAGCAGACGCAUUUACCAAUUAGUAGUCUAUAAUGAGCAACAAAAGUAAUAAUUAUUUUAAAGUCUAUUAUAUCUAUAUAUGAUUAUAUUAUAAUGUAUUUAAACAACUAGUCUACGAACGACGUUAUUUGUCGUUUUAAUUUUAUUUUUAUACCCAAAUUUUUUACUGUGUACCACUCGUUGCAUUCUGUACUGAAGGAGAGAGAGGGAGAUAAAUGCAGCGAGUGAGAAGAUACCUGUCGUCCAUAAACGUCAUCAAAAAAAUUAAACACAUCAACUAUUAGGAAAAUACUCACAAAGUUUAUUAAAUAAAAUAUAUAUUAUUUAAGACAAAAUUAUUUGAGAGUGAAUGGAAGGGAGAACUUUGUUUGUAUGUUAAUUAGAUUGUAAACCACUAUUGUGACCAUUUCAAUUAGAGUAAUAAAUUGAUUAUUAUUGUGAGAAGUAAUCGAUCUAGAUGUUAUUAUAAUGCUCAAUUUAUGUAAAAGUAAAUUAUUAUUCAAAGACACCAUUCAGGAUUAGCAGAGAGAGUGUGUGAGUGUAUGUAAAUUAUUUUAUCAUUCAGAGUCUAUCUUCUGUUUUAUCCUCCCAAAAGUGUUCAUAUUAAAUAAAUAUAUUCCUUCUGAA